AGGAUUAAUGGCAUUUACAUCUCGUUCAGGGCAAUAUUUUGGCACUCUCUUCAUCCAGUCAUACUUAGGAUCCCACAGCUGAACUUGUUAAUGAAAUUCCCGCUCACAGUUAAAAAUAAAAAAUAAAAAAAAUACUGAAUAUGAAUGUGGAAGAAAGGCAAUUUGAUGUUUGUAAUUAUUGAGGUAAGUUCCACAACCUGCUGAAUGUAUGCAAAAUGGAGCCUGGACGGUGUAUAUAAAAGUGGCACGCACAGAGAACAAGAGCAAGUAUUGAGACUUCUUUCUGGUAGAGAAAGUCAUCAUACCAAAUACUUAACAUGAGCAACAAGGGAGAUUUGUGGAAAGAUUUGUUGCUGGUGGUCCUGCUGGUGUCCAACAUGCUCCUGACAAAGGAAGGAGUGACCUCCUUGCCAAUCUGCCCCAGUGGAUCUGUCAAUUGCCAAGUUUCCCUUGGGGAACUUUUUGACCGAGCAGUUAAACUUUCACACUACAUCCACUUCCUCUCUUCAGAAAUAUUCAAUGAAUUUGAUGAACGCUAUGCCCAGGGCAGGGGUUUUAUUACAAAAGCUGUUAAUGGCUGCCACACUUCCUCCUUAACCACUCCUGAAGAUAAGGAGCAAGCUCAGCAGAUCCAUCAUGAAGACUUACUCAAUUUAGUAAUGGCAGUGCUGCGCUCCUGGAAUGAUCCCCUGAUUCAUCUGGCCUCUGAAGUACAAAGAAUCAAAGAAGCUCCAGACACCAUCCUCUGGAAGGCUGUAGAGAUUGAAGAACAAAACAAGCGGCUUCUAGAAGGGAUGGAGAAAAUAGUUGGGCGGGUUAACUCUGGUGAGAUUGGAAAUGAAGUUUCCUCUCAGUGGGAAGGCCUCCCAUCCCUGCAGCUCGCUGAUGAGGACUCCAGACUCUUUGCCUUUUACAAUCUGCUGCAUUGCCUCCGCCGAGAUUCCCACAAAAUUGACAACUAUCUCAAGCUUCUGAAGUGCCGCCUAAUCCAUGAUAGCAACUGUUAAAUACCCAUAGGCCUAAUCACUUACUGAAAUAAUUCAUCACGGUGUUCUUGUUGCUUUGCCACUUCUCAUUGCAAACUUCAUGAAAAUCCAUAUUGCACAGCAUCAGGAUCAUCAGCAUCUUUCAGGCAUGUUUGUGUGAAUUCUGGCUGCAACUAUUAUCGCCAUUUAUCUGGGUGUUUUAAAAUAUUAUAAAUUACCUAUGUGACAAGAAUACACUUUUCUGUCUAAUCUCCUCACCUAGUAGUACUUCAGUGAUAACCAGAUCAUGCAGAUACAAAUAAAAAUGUUAUUAAAUCCAAAA
This is a messenger RNA of Merops nubicus (carmine bee-eater), 1308 nucleotides long. RefSeq names its product prolactin (gene PRL). Gene Ontology annotation, cellular component: extracellular region. The coding region runs from base 318 to 1007 and encodes 229 amino acids. Gene Ontology annotation, biological process: response to nutrient levels; positive regulation of cell population proliferation; positive regulation of receptor signaling pathway via JAK-STAT. The record is from RefSeq and is a predicted model, not a curated record. Gene Ontology annotation, molecular function: hormone activity. NCBI's taxonomy places the organism in Eukaryota, Metazoa, Chordata, Aves, Coraciiformes, Meropidae. The transcript is spliced from 5 exons.